Amblyraja radiata (thorny skate) is the source of this 699-nucleotide messenger RNA. Its product is annotated as trafficking protein particle complex subunit 6A. The record is from RefSeq and is a predicted model, not a curated record. The transcript has 6 exons. Gene Ontology annotation, cellular component: trans-Golgi network; cis-Golgi network; TRAPP complex. NCBI's taxonomy places the organism in Eukaryota, Metazoa, Chordata, Chondrichthyes, Rajiformes, Rajidae. Bases 56 to 535 code for a protein of 159 amino acids. Gene Ontology annotation, biological process: regulation of GTPase activity; endoplasmic reticulum to Golgi vesicle-mediated transport.
CAAGUUGUGGGCGGCCAACGGGCAGAGAGGGAGAGAGAGAGGGAGCGCCGCCGCCAUGGCCGACGUUGUGUUCGAGCUGCUGCACCUGGAGCUGGUGUCGCGGCUGCGGGGCGACGGAGGGGCCGGGGCGGGGGAGCCGGAGCGAGGGAAAUGCAUUUCGACUCUGGAAGGAAUGGGUUUCCGUGCAGGACAAGGUCUCAUCGAGAGAUUCACCAAAGAGUCGCCUUCAUUCAAGGACGAGUUGGACGUCAUGAAGUUUAUCUGUAAGGAAUUCUGGACAAACCUCUUCCGAAAACAGAUUGACAACCUGCGGACCAAUCACCAGGGAACCUAUGUGCUCCAAGACAACCGCUUCCGUCUGCUAACUCCGAUCUCCAAUGGGAAACAGUACUUGGAAGAGGCACCAAAGUUCUUGGCGUUCACCUGUGGACUGCUGAGGGGUGCCUUGUCCAAUCUGGGAAUUGACAGUGCAGUCACGGCCGAGGUGUCUGCUCUGCCAGCAUGUAAAUUUCACAUUAUGAUCCAGGCAACCUAGGCCUCUGCUCGUGGCUGGACAAGGACCGAGAUGGGAGCAAUGAAGCUUGAAUGUAGCUGCAGGCAGGCUUGUGCCUUACCCUUCCCUGUAUAGUUGCUGUUGGUAGUCGCUCAGUGGGGGACUUGGGGUGGAAAUGAAUUAAAGAUUAUUUUAUGGUGAAUAUA